CGUUGUAAUGUUACUUUUAGUUUGAUGUCGGAGCCUCGACGAGCCGGUCGUAAGCGAAAUCGUAAGCGAGACUUUAGUGCGAUUCCGCUCCGUUCCGCCGGGUGUGUGUGCGUGUUUAGUUCGAGUUGACUCGAGCUGAGGCGAAGCAGAAGCAGAAUCGGAAUCAGAAUCCAGCGGAAUCGAGAAUCAGAAUCGAAACCGAAAGUGGUUCUCCGCGUGUGCGAGCUAUAGUGUGUCUGUGUGAGUGUGUGUGUGUGCAUGUGUACGUGUUGUGUUUGGGCCCGCUUUUCUGCUUUUCUACCCCCGAAAAAGCAAAGCACAGCAUAAAACUGUGCGCUCGUAAGCGCGUCUAUGUGCCGCCUUAGUGUGUGUGUGUGUGUGUGUGUGAGUGCUAGUGUAUGAGUGUGGCCAGGGGAAAGGAGGCAAAGAAAAGAAAACCAACCCCCACCAGCGACGGCGGAGAACAGGAAAACAACAACAGAAGGCACACAACCAGCGCACCACCACCAUCAUUACCAUUACCGCCACCACCCACUACAACACUUCGUCAUCGUUUCGCGUUGUGCAGAAAAUAAUUACAAAUAAAAUAUAAAGAAAAAAAUAUAUAAAAUAUAAAGUAAUACUAGCUCCCGAUCGAGUUAUAGUGCUAAAGCGAUUUGAAAGAUUGUCUUGCUUAAACCAAAAGGGCCCCUCGAGGCCCCGUAAACCGAACUAGUAUCCAAUACCCCGCCGAUCAUCCCGAUCCUGACAUGAUGAACUUCUCCGCGUUCGGCGGCCCCUUCUCCGGCAUCCACCAAUUUGCCGCUAAAUUCGACGCCCAGACGCCCGGCGCCUUUGGCACGCCCCCCGCGGCCGCCGCGAAUGCAGCAGCCGCAGCGGCAGCGGCCGGCACCGAUAACCAUGUGCAGCGCUAUCAGACCAAUGGCAAUCACUUUAAUCAGAAUGUGCCCAACGUUUCGGCUGCCAACAACAUGCAAUAUGGCCAGAAUAUCUCCAUACCGUACUCACAGCCGCAGGGUGAUCUAAACUUUCUCAAUGCAGCCGCUGCGGCCGAUCAUAAGGGUAAAAUCCAUCCAAAAAUCGAACGUGACCGGGAAGAAGUCCUCAACCAGCAGAUCCUGCAGAAUGUCAACCAAUCCUGGCAGACAUUGGCAAAUACGGCCAACACGGUGGACUACUCGUCGCACCUGCUCUCCGCCACACUGCCCAUCUCCAUACAGCACUUCCUCAAGUACUCGGAGACGAUCAAGAAGGAGUCCACCGGCGAUGUCCUGAAGAACGGCACCAAUUUGGCCAGCCUGGCGCUGGGGGGCGUGGCCCUAACGCCCAGCAACAACGGAGCGAAUGGUGGCCACCACAACGGACUGGUGGGCAUGGACCAUGGCGGUCACAUGGCCAACAUGACGGACGCCAACGGAGCGGCGCUGACGAACGGUGCAAGCAACGGGGUGAACGGCAAUGCCAACGGCACCGUGACCAAUGGUGGCGCCGGCGCUGUCUCGAGCACAGGAUCCGUGGGCACAACAAACGCCAGCGGCGGCACGGGCACGGCCAGCGGCAAGAAGACCAAAAAGAAGAAACCACCAAAGGAGAAGAAGCCGCGCCCCAAGCCGGGUGAAAUCCGCGAGACAAAGGCGCUGGAUGGCUCGACGCUCUACUGCUGCCCGGAGUGCCAAAUGGCCUAUCCGGACCGCAGCCUCAUCGAGCAGCACGUCAUCUCGCACGCCGUGGAGCGGCGCUUCGUCUGCGACAUCUGCAAUGCGGCGCUGAAGCGCAAGGACCACCUGACCAGGCACAAGCUCUCCCACAUACCGGACAGGCCGCAUGUGUGCAAUAUCUGCAUGAAGUCCUUCAAGCGCAAGGAGCAGCUCACUCUGCACAUUGUCAUCCAUUCCGGCGAGAAGAAGCAUGUUUGCAUUGAGUGUGGAAAAGGUUUCUAUCGCAAGGAUCACUUGCGCAAGCACACGCGAUCGCACAUCGCCCGGCGCGUCAAGUCGGAGGUGUCGGCGCAGAAUGUGAACGGAUCCGCCGGCGGAGGUGGCGGCGGUGGAGGCGGCAACAGUGCGCAGAGCAAUGCGCUGCACGGCUCCUGAGGAUCGUACAAGGACUUCUGGUAAACUCCCAGCCGAAUUUCAAGCCAUAAGAGGCGGCCAGCCUGCUGGCGGCGGUGGACAGUAGGUAUCCGUAUACGGAUUCGACUGACUGAGGCCGGGAGCAGGCGAGCUGCCUUUGAAAUUCGCUGGGGGCUUACCGGGGGUCCUGCUGAGCGUCACCCAACUCCAAUUACAAUAACCCUCAAUAAACACGAGUUAUACUUACUGGAUGCAAGUAUUAGUUCACGAUUUUGUUCACGACACUUUCAGUUCUUUAGCUUUAGUUCUUUCAGUUGAGAUUUUCGCACAAACAGUCGAGCAAAGUAUAGCAAUCGAAAUGUACAAAUCAGCAGAAUGACAGAUUUAAAUUCGAGUUUUGUAUGCGCAUAUGUUAAGGGAAGAUAACGCUGCUUAAACGUCGCUUUCGUUUCUUUUUGGGGAUCUGUGAUCUGUAGUCGCUGCAUAAACUAAAAACAAACGAGACGAUCGUAGGCGGUCGAAAGCUGUUCUAAGAAUAAGUUAAUACGAGUUACGAGUAUGUCUGCAACCGAUUUAAUUAUACAUGUGCAAUUUAUAAUCCUUUUGAUUUGCCUUUUUGUUGCCCUCGCGGCGCUUUUGUUCACUACAUUUAAUGCUAAAUGUGUUUUCCCCUCAGUUCAAGGGGGGAAAAUUCUUAUUGAAUUAUGCACACUUUUUAAGGAAGUAAGAAGCUCUACAAGCGAAAUUUGUACUUCUAGUCUUGUAUUUUAUUUUACCGAUAGGCAUAGAGGGAAACCCGAAACGAGGUCAUGUAAUCUUAAGCUUUUAAACUUGAAUGUUCAAAGGAAAACCUUCGACGCGAGUCACACCAAACACUAAACAGAGAGCCGCAAUACGAACUUGCAUCUUGGCAUGCCCAACUUCCAGCCAUCGUCAUUGCUUGCAACUGCAAUAACCAACAGUAAACCUAUAUUCCGCUUACCAAUCAAUACCAAUAGCAAUACCGAUACAGCUACAGAUACAGAUACAGCUAUAUUUACAGCUACAGAUACAGCUACAGAUACAGAUACAGCUACUGAUACUGACACCGAUAACUGAUAACCACAAAUAGAGUUAAGAGCCACAUAUACAGAUACAGCAGCAAUAGCCAUAGCCAUAGCGUUGCAGAUAGCACGGGUCAACAAUCCAACAGAAUCGCUAAACUUAAUCGAGCAAUUGCAUGAGAAUGCAAGAGCAACAAUAACCGGAAACACAACUGUAUAAAAGGAUAUUUUUAUAUAUAUAAAUACAAAAGAGAGAGCAUAUGAAAACCGAAUAGGAAUAAAGGCAUAAAACAAUAACCGAAAUAAAGUGCAAACACUUCCAGCAAGUGACAACGUAAUUUACUGUUCAAAUACAAAGCAUUUUGAGAUUAACGAUUAACGAUUAAAGUAAACGAUUUAACAGAUCCAAACGCAUACAUAGCAAUAUAGCAAUGCGACAUAUUGCAAGCCCUUGUAUAGUUACAUACGAAGCUUCAAACUAAAUACGCUAACCUACAGAUACACACAUAUACAUAGAUACGGAUGCGGAAUCAGAUAUUGUAAAGCGAACACUCAGCCACUUGUUUGUUUGUCUCUUUCCUUGUUUGUUUCGAUCACCCAAUUCAAUUCGAUCAAAUGACCCACUGAGCUCAAACUUUAAUCUCGAUUUGAUUUUGAAUCUAAAUGGAAAUGGAUAUUGUUUCACAUUCCAACUUAAAUCACAUUUUAAAGUCAUAAUCCGGUUAUAACCAAUGGAUCUAGGGCUAAACACUUGCAAAACCAAAGUAAAAGUAAAGUUUGAGCCAGAGCGACAUUUGCAUGCAUUUUUCACGUUCAAAACUAUUUUUCCGGCACACUUCUUACGAAAAAUGUACUUAAUCAGAGAGGUAACCUUCUGGGUUGGUGCCAAAAACUUGUGUAUUUAUUCGAUCCGGUGCCAGCCAGUUUGGAUCUACAGUAGUGUACAGUGCGGAACGUAAAUGAAACACUUGCAGUGAAGUACAAAUAUUUUAACUACACACCUAAAUACACACAAGAGAAGAAGCACCCAUGACACAGCAGCAAAUUGCAUAUAGACAACCGAGUAAACCGAGUAAACCGAAGAGGUGUAUUAGCCAAAAAUUAAUGGAAAAACAAACGAAACUAAGCAAAUCUCAAUACAGUUACUACGCUAGAGGGUAGCAUAUUAUUAAUGCGUUUUGUUGGCCCGAAAGACAGAGGCAAUUUGUAAACAAUAACGUGACAACAUAUAAAUAAUUAAGCAACCUUCACAGCAAACAAGGAGUUAUUAUUUUGCCAUUGAUUUUCUCGGUCUCACUCACUCUCUCUCUCUCUAUCUUGACACACUAAAUCGAAUAAGAAAAUAUAAAACAAUAAGUUUAUAAAGAAAAAGUUGCAAUAAAUGACAAACAAAUGAAAUUAAAUCACUCAGGGAUAAAGCCUCCAAAAGAAAAACAUAAAAUAAAAAUGCAAUAUUUUAAACGAAGUGAAAAAAGAAAAGAAAAAUGAAACAAAACAAAACAAAUGAAAAGAAAAGAAAAAGAAAAGAAAAAUUUAAUCUAAUGAGGAAGUACAUUUUAAAGUUAAAAAUAUUUUAGUAUAAUACGAGAAGGACAAACUUAAAAAAGUUUUAGAAAUUUGCACAAAUUUUGGCAUUUUAUAAACGCAAAACGAACCAUCAACCAACUAAAAUGCAUAACGAACGAACAAACAAAUGACGAAAUAGAUACAUAUUUUCACACACUUCAUUGGCUUAUCGAAGGUAUAAAAUCGACAAUUACAGGAUAGAUCUAGAUCGCAACAACCGACUUCAUAGGCAAACGGUCCGUGCAACUUUUAGUGCAUUUAAAUACAAUAUAAACACAAAAACCAGAGCAAACACAAAAAUUAUCGAAAAGAAAAACCCAAGCAGUUCAUAUUUACAGGAGAUAAAUAAGUAAAAGUAAUGCGGGGGUUUGCGGCCAAAGAGAAGUUUAAAUUGUAGUUAGAGGUGGACGGAUGAAUACGUUAGGAUGGCAUUUGAGGCAAGAAGGAAGAUCAUUACACCUUUUACAUUGAACGACGAUACAAUGCCGAUGCGAUUUAGAAUGCCGCAACCAAUUUGAAACUGUACGUAUUGAAUUUAUGUUUAGUGUCUGCAGCAUGCGGGGGAUGUGAAGGAAAAAUCUAAGAAGGGAAGGAAAAGGGAUCGACGGGCGAAGAGCUAAAUACAUUUAAGGGUUAGAUUUUCUGCGAAAGGACUGAAGUUAAGGCAACGUAGCGUUUAAAUGCAAAAUUGAAUUGAAGAUGAAACCGAGUGUUAUGGAUAAUGGAGCGUGCGCGAAUGCGAUUGGUGACGAAAAUUACUUGUUUUAAGGCUGGACUUAUGUAAUUUCGAGCAAAAACGAUAGUAGCGAAACAAAAACAUGUAAAAUGCAGAUACAAUAUUUUUAUAAUUAAAAAAAAGGUACCCCCACACCUUAAUCCCCAACCCCCCCACCCUCCACCCCUGAUCUUACUAAGUUUAAUUAAAACUGCAAUUAUCGUUAAAGACGUAUUUACUGUUUGUGAUCCAAAUUCAUUGAUUAAACGUAAACUACACAAA
Messenger RNA from Drosophila yakuba, 5678 nucleotides. It is a transcript of the gene l(3)neo38, whose product is annotated as zinc finger protein 92 homolog. Bases 750 to 2093 code for a protein of 447 amino acids. Gene Ontology annotation, molecular function: DNA-binding transcription factor activity, RNA polymerase II-specific; RNA polymerase II cis-regulatory region sequence-specific DNA binding. Gene Ontology annotation, biological process: regulation of transcription by RNA polymerase II. Lineage: Eukaryota; Metazoa; Arthropoda; Insecta; Diptera; Drosophilidae. The record is from RefSeq and is a predicted model, not a curated record. The transcript has 5 exons. Gene Ontology annotation, cellular component: nucleus.